Molecule: messenger RNA, 1239 nt
Organism: Chaetomium fimeti
Lineage: Eukaryota; Fungi; Ascomycota; Sordariomycetes; Sordariales; Chaetomiaceae
Exons: 1
Coding region: 177-941 (254 amino acids)
Source: RefSeq, a predicted model, not a curated record
UGUGGCUGUGGUCGCUAACGAGUCGGGGGUUUCGACAGCGGCAUGGUCCAGAGGAAGCGGCUCGGGCAGGCACAGCAUCCCACAGCAUACUCUAUUUGGUAAAGUGCGCUGGCCGAGGUUGUAUCCAAGAGCACCGCGCGUUGUCAGCCGGCGACUGCAAUUUCCCGUUGAGACUUAUGGCACGCCACCGAAACCGUUUUGUGCGGUGGACGGUUGUUGUCAGGGCGGCAAUCCAAUCAAGGGAAGCCGCUUCCCCAAUUCAGGUCCCCAGAUGGGGGCCAGAAGAGUGCGAUUUCCGCGGGCCAGGAUCGCAUUUGGCGCCUGCUGAACGAUUGGGGCAGGAAGGAUGUCGAACAUCCCUGCCGAAAAAGACGCAGGUCCCGGCAACCCUCGUGGCGCCAAUCCCUGGGAGGGAAAGCGUCAGGUACGUCUCGUUGCGCUGCAGCCUGUGCAAGGCGGCUUUUUUGUUGUUGUCGGCUCUUUGGGUGCUUGGCGUCCAAAAUCGCAAUUUGCGCCGCAGAGUGUGGCCCUGGGGUUUCUGGGGCCCUGGGAUGGGACGGACCCCCCCAGACAAACCCACAGACAUCGUGGGCUUCUCUCAUUCCUUCCCCAUCCCUCUUCAGCUCUGCGCCGCCCACCCCCUCGCUCACACACAGGCUUCGUUGGCAAAGUCUACUCUUAGAGCCCCUCGCCCGACCUUGAAUACUCGAAGUAUUCAGUCUAUCAUUCUUUCUGAAACACUCUCUCUAGCGAAACAUCAUCAAACCCAUCUCUACAACCAGCACUUGUGCUCAUUCUUCGCUGAAACGACCCUGCACGAAUCACUUCUUCAACUCACACUCGUCUCCAACUUCGAGUUCACAAAACAAAACUACGGCCUUGACCAGAACCAAGUCUCUCGGACUCGGAGCCGGCUUUCACUUCUUCUCACGCCUCGAUAACGACCCCACAACACACUUAUACCCCGACAAGAUGCAUCUGCCGACCAUUCUGGCUGCGGUCCUCCUGCCGCUCGUGGCCGUCGCCGAUGACCUGACGACGACUACUUCAACAAGCACCUUGACUCUCACCAGGACCCUCACGCUGCAGCGCGCACAAAUGACGGUUGUCGUCAGCAACAACAGCACCACGACCGCCUUCACGUCACCCACUCCCACGACCUCAGAUGGACCGGCCGCUACCACCACGGAGCCGAACGCCGGGUUAGCGCUUAGGGCAGGCCAGAUGGCCGUCCUCGGC